Pseudophryne corroboree (corroboree frog) is the source of this 927-nucleotide messenger RNA. RefSeq names its product taste receptor type 2 member 39-like. The coding region runs from base 1 to 927 and encodes 308 amino acids. Gene Ontology annotation, biological process: detection of chemical stimulus involved in sensory perception of bitter taste; sensory perception of taste; G protein-coupled receptor signaling pathway. Gene Ontology annotation, molecular function: bitter taste receptor activity; G protein-coupled receptor activity. Lineage: Eukaryota; Metazoa; Chordata; Amphibia; Anura; Myobatrachidae. Gene Ontology annotation, cellular component: membrane. The record is from RefSeq and is a predicted model, not a curated record. The transcript has a single exon.
AUGAGUUUCGCAACCUUGAUCUUCUCAUCUUCUGUUUGGUUUGUGAUAGCUAUCGGAGUACUUCUCAAUGCAUUUAUUGUGACACAAGUCUUCAUUUGGUGGUUGAAGCUUCAAACUCUUCAAACCAUUGACAUUAUCAUGGCCAGCCUGGGAGCGGUGAGGAUUAUUCUUCUGAUUAUGAGUCAAAAGGAUAUGGCUGUGGGAAGUGUCACUCAAUCAUUCGAGACACUAAAGAAUUCUGUAUAUCAUAAUGCUGCAAUUAUAUUUUUGUCAUUCUGCAGCCUGUGGUUGUGCACCGUGCUCUGCGUCUUCUACUUUGUGAAGAUCACAAACUACAGCAACAGAUUAUUCAUGAGACUUAAGAUGAACAUCUCCAGGAUGGUCCCCUGGCUGCUCCUGACGUCACUGCUGGUGUCUUUUCUCUCCAGUCUGCCCAGCAUAUGGUGCAUAUACGGACGCUACAUAAAUUCUACCCAAGACAGUAACAGCUCCAGUUUUGGAGAUGUAACUAUAGAAGCAAAUUAUAAAAAUUUAUUGAUCAUCUAUUUCACGGGAUCUCUGUUACCGUUCCUCAUAUUCUGUGCAUCAGUUUGUCUUCUGAUCAUGUCACUCCUGAAACACACCCGGAAUAUGAGCAGCAAAGAUUCAGGAUUCACUAAAAUCCAACUAGAAGCCCACAUAAGUGCCAUUAGAAACAUAGUCUAUUUUCUGUUCUUUUAUGCUCUGUAUAUUAUAAGUUCAUGCUUGAUGAUUCUAAGCUUCCAGACAGGAAAUUUAUUUUAUGUCUUAAUUUGUCGUAUGUUUGCAUCUGUCUACCCAACACUGCACUCUGCUAUAUUAAUAGCCAGCAAUGCAAACCUGAAGCACUCUCUCCUCGUUGCUCUACGCUGUGCAAGAGCCAGUAACCCAAAUGACCAAAUGCCAUAA